Macrosiphum euphorbiae (potato aphid) is the source of this 1551-nucleotide messenger RNA. The record is from the annotation of a GenBank genome assembly. NCBI's taxonomy places the organism in Eukaryota, Metazoa, Arthropoda, Insecta, Hemiptera, Aphididae.
AUGUCUACGAAUAACCAAACGGAUCCAAAAAAAGGAGAUGACCAAAAACGUGCCGUUCAACUUAACCAAGUACCACCACUACCAGGUGAUGAGGGUAAAAUGUCGGAUUCGCUCAAAUGGUUUGCAUUCGUGUCGUACGGCGUCGGUCACGUGCUCAAUGACUUGGUCGCCUCCAUGUGGUUCACCUACGCCUUGGUGUUCUACCACUACGUCAUGCAGCUGUCCAGCAUCAAUGCCGGGGCUGUGGUGCUCGUCGGCCAGCUAACAGACGCGGUUGCGACGGCCGCAAUAGGCGUGUUAUCAGAUAACGCCAACAUCUAUUGCACCGAUCGAUACGGCCGCCGCAAGACUUGGCACCUCUUCGGCAGUGUACUGGUGUUCAUAAGUUUGCCGUUCGCGUUCUCACCACCCAUAAUACCACAAGUCGAGAGCUCCGAACUGAACACCGCUCUGUACUACUGUUUCUUCAUCGUCUUCUUCCAAAUCGGAUGGGCAUCCAUCGAAAACUCGCACAUGGCGUUGGCUUCGGACCUGACGCCGAUAAGGGACGAACGAACGGCUUUACUAUCCAUCAGGUAUAGUUUUACCGUCUUUGCAAACAUCCUGGUGUACGUAGUCACCUAUAUCGUGCUCAGAAGUAACAACGCGAGCAAAACUCAAUUUGGACCUUCAGAAAGAAAAGAAUUCCAAAUAGUAAUAUUGGUGAUAAUGAUUGUCGGGGCUAUGACGACCAUAAUAUUUCACAUUGGUGUACGCGAACCACUUAUCAACAACCGUGUGAAUCGACAGCUCCUGAUGACAGAGACGGAGGCUGAACGCGCAGCCAACAGUAUUUUGUCCAUGUUCAAAAGCAUCACCCUUUACCAGACGGCCGUCGUGUACAUGUGUUCUCGGAUCACAGUCAACAUGACUUUGGUGUUCUUGCCGAUGUACUUACAAGACUUUUUAAAACUGGAAGCCGAAAAACUAGCACUGUUGCCCUUGAUAAUGUUUGUCAGCAGUUUUGGUAUGUCGCUCCUCAACAAACCCAUGAACAUGAAACUCGGUAGAAAGUAUACAUAUUCGUUUGGCGUGGUGUUGUCAUUGGGUUCCGCGUUUUGGUGUUAUACAGGCGAAGGUGACACAUAUGCCAAAUAUCAAAUAUACGCGGUCACUAUCAUAAUAGGUAUUGCUUGUUCGGUGGUAUUGGUCACCAGUCAAGCACUGACCACCGAUUUUAUUGGCGACAGGACGCAUAGAGGCGCCUUCACAUUCGGCCUGAUGAGCUUUACCGACAAAGUAUGCAACGGGGCCGUAGUCAUGGCCGUCCAAUCUUUUCACUGCGCUUCGUGUCCGAGUUACUAUCGAGACGUAAUGGUAUACAAUUGGACGAUUCCUUCAUGUUUGGCGUUUAUUGCGGUCAUCAGUUUGCCCUACGGAGGACGUCCAAGACUGAUUGUACAGGAAGUACCGGAGACGCGUUCAGGCGGCAAUCAACACGCCGGCCAAUCGAAAAAGCAUUCGAUCGAAAAGGGACAAGAGGCCCUACCCAGCAACUCGGUGAAAUCAUGA